This is a messenger RNA of Ilex paraguariensis (yerba mate), 1428 nucleotides long. The record is from the annotation of a GenBank genome assembly. Lineage: Eukaryota; Viridiplantae; Streptophyta; Magnoliopsida; Aquifoliales; Aquifoliaceae.
UUACAAGAACUCUCACAAGAUGGGAAUAAGAAACUGCCAUGUCCAAGACAUGAAUUUGUGCUUUGAAGCUCCACCCUUCAUUGAAUGGCUCAAGCCAUCACCUUCUCCUUUAUCAUCAUCUUCAUUUUCUUCUUCAUCGUCACCUACUAUCACCCAACAAGUUCAGUUCACAAACACCAUGAGCUUCUUGAAACUUCCUCUUUAUUACCAACAACCUCAUCAGCAGCAAGAAAUUGUUCAUGAGACAAUUGAAUGUCUUCCUCUUCUAAGCAAAUUAACUGAGAGAAAGCCAUUGAAAGAGGAGGCAGAUGAUGAAGAGGAAAAGGAGAGCUCUGGUUUUAAAGAAGAUAAGACAGAGAAAGUAGCAGUGGGGUUGCAUAUAGGACUGCCCAACACAGGAAAUUCUGAAGCAAAAACAAAGCCCUUCAGUGUCAAGGAAGAAGAACCCUGCAAGAAGAGUUUUCAUGGCUGCAGUUUCAACACUGAGAGUAGGUUUUGGAUCCCAACACCAGCACAAAUCCUCGUCGGACCGAUGCAGUUUGCUUGUGCCAUAUGCAGUAAGACCUUCAAUAGGUACAACAACAUGCAGAUGCAUAUGUGGGGGCAUGGCUCUGAAUUCAGAAAAGGACCAGAAUCACUGAGAGGAACACAACCAGCAGCAAUGCUGAGGCUACCUUGUUACUGUUGUGCUCAAGGCUGCAAGAACAACAUCAACCACCCGAGAGCCAAGCCACUGAAGGAUUUCAGAACCCUUCAAACCCACUACAAGAGAAAGCAUGGGGCUAAACCAUUUAUGUGCAGAAAAUGUGGGAAAUCAUUUGCUGUCAAAGGAGAUUGGAGAACCCAUGAGAAGAAUUGUGGGAAGCUCUGGUAUUGCACUUGUGGUUCCGAUUUCAAGCACAAAAGAUCACUCAAGGACCACAUUAGGUCUUUUGGAAAUGGUCACUCUCCACACCCUUCUCUUGAAGGGUUUGAAGAUGAGAAAGAAUGCAUCACAGGCUCCGAAGAUGAAAAUGCUCGCUGCGGUCCAAUGUACGAGACUCUCGCCACUGAACAUUCAUGGUGAUAUCUUUCAUUUUCCGUUUCUUGAAGAAAUGCUUAUGUUAGUAAGUUCAUCCAAGCUUGUGCUCCGUAACAAAAAGUUCUCAAGUGUUGUCGCAGGAAGCAUAUAGAGAGCGGUUUGCUAGGGAGCAAUUGCUGGGUGGUGAGCCAUAAUAAUAUUUGUAGAAUGUUUGCAAAAUGGUUUGGUAAUAAGUUGAUUGCCUUGAAGUCGUGAAGCAGAUGAAUUUUCUUCUCACUUAGCAAUACAAAGAAGGUCCAACAUGUUCCAGCUGUUGUAAUCUCUCUAAUGGAGAAAAUUUGUCUGCUUCAUUGCUAAACUGGUGUUCUUAAUAUAUGCACUGUGUUUUUUUUAUAUGUUACAACAAU